AUGACCUUCAGCGAAUCACCAGUUGAUCCAUAUUGCGGCCUUCGCUUUCGACGGACCAGCUGGACCGUAGCACCCAGACAGUCCGGUGUCAACCCGUCGACAGAAAACAUGUCUGCCAGGACAACAUGGGGGGCGGCUGCGACGGCCUCUCAGCAGCUAUGUGGCAAUAACAAGAAGCUUGGCACACCUGGAACAGUGACACUGGGGGCCAUGGGCGGUCUUGACAGUCGAAAUUGGCUGCUGCAAUCUCACCUUUUGGCGGUAGAUCUGUUGGGGGGCGGGGGGCGAGCGACGUCCGUCCGGCACACAUGUGCCAUUUACCCUCCUGCUGUCUCGAAUCGCAUUGCAGUUCGAGCACAGCGUCAGAGAAGCCAGCAAGGAUGCGAAAUGGACGUUAAGACUUCCACAUCCUCCAUCAGCACUACUUUCAUCCCGACCGUCUGGGUGACAUGUCGAUGGGCAGAUCCCCUUCACCUUCACAGAGCAUGCAGAUCGCCAGGUCCCGACCAGCCUGAGGAGGUCAUUUCGCAACUAUACUCCUUCUCUUCGCCUCCUCCUUUUCGCCACCCCAUCUCGCAGCGGGCCCGUGCUAAUAGUGAUCCCGCUGUGCCCGCUGUUCGAUAUAGCAUCCAAUUCAUAACCGAUAGCAUCUCUAGAAGCCUCAGACUGCAGGAAAGAGCUGAUAGGGCGAAGCAGAACCUGUUGAACUCCUGGAAUAGGUGA
Desarmillaria tabescens is the source of this 723-nucleotide messenger RNA. RefSeq lists its product as uncharacterized. The record is from RefSeq and is a predicted model, not a curated record. The coding region runs from base 1 to 723 and encodes 240 amino acids. The transcript has 4 exons. Lineage: Eukaryota; Fungi; Basidiomycota; Agaricomycetes; Agaricales; Physalacriaceae.